Messenger RNA from Botrytis sinoallii, 2279 nucleotides. RefSeq lists its product as uncharacterized. The transcript is spliced from 2 exons. Gene Ontology annotation, molecular function: peroxidase activity. The coding region runs from base 826 to 2127 and encodes 433 amino acids. Lineage: Eukaryota; Fungi; Ascomycota; Leotiomycetes; Helotiales; Sclerotiniaceae. The record is from RefSeq and is a predicted model, not a curated record.
CAUGGUGCAUCUACUUCCAACUAACCGUCAUUUCAGGUUGAAUGUACUUGACCUGAAACUCGUAGCCAUUGGAUUCCAUUUGGCCUCCGAAAUCGAUGUUAAACAUGUUCCCGAACAAAUUCUAGUCAAUUUGAUUUGGUAGACUGACAAAUCGAAACUUCUGAUUGUAAGAAACAGUUCAGUCAUUUGGAAAGAUGCUUCCGCACCAAGAACUGGUUUAGAUCAUCCGCACUGCACUACUUUACUGUCUUUUCAGCUGCCUUUCGAAACUUACUCAAUAUUGGAAUGUUCGGUCCCAGGCGAUUGGCACCAUAUUUUGGGCGCCACCUAGCAAUACGGUUAUAUGCCUUAUCCUAAUUAUCCCUUUCCUUGUGGUGAUCGUCCAAAUAUUCAUUCGACGUCAGCGGUACUAAUUUGCCAGCCGUGGGUUGUUGUGGCUCUGCAGUGCAGGUCACCAGUCUUAUUUUCCAAGAGAUCAGCAUCAAAAUGGAGCUUUAGACUACCUUGACCUGUGUCAAUCUUUUGUGAACAUCGAUUCUCAGCAAAGAUCGCGAUGAAUUCAACUUUCGUCCCCGUUCAAUCAGGCAAGAAAGAGCAAAUCAGCCGAUUCAGAUAUGACGGCCUGGUUCUCGGAGCUAGAGACUUUUUGUUGUGCCGUCGAUUCUGUGGAGAUAUUCAAAUAUGAAAAUAUGGAUAUAUAAGAACCCUUUCUCCUUUUUUUUAACAGCCUUAUAUUCACAAUAAUUUCCAUCUUUCAUCGAUCCAUUCACCUCCUAUCCAAUUCAUCAAAUCAAAAGUUAUAGACCAAAUAUAAAAUAUACAAUCAUGAAAGUAACAACAAUUGUUGCGCUAUUGGCAUUGACUGCGAGUGAAGUCGCUGCGUACCCUCGAUUGGCUGCAGAACAUGCCGAAAGACUCGCAAAAUCUCAACUUGGCAAGCGAAGUACGGCUACUCGUGACCCACUUCAAAAGAGAGUCAGUUUUGAUGCUGCGUCGCAGUACGUUAGCACGACAGGAGAGCAUGCCUUUGUACCACCAAAUUUCGGCGCAGGAGAUGUUCGAGGACCUUGUCCAGGAUUGAAUGCCGCCGCAAAUCAUGGAUACAUCCCCCACAGCGGAGUCGGUACUAUAGGCGACUUUAUCGAUGGUACCAAUAGGGCAUAUGGCAUGUCAUUGGACCUUGGAACAUUUCUUGCUGUUUUUGGCGCCGUGUUCGAUGGCAACUUGCUAUCUUGGUCAAUUGGUGGACCAACACCUAAAGUUGGCCUUCCCCUGGGCAAUAUUUUGGGGCUGACUGGAACUCCUCGAGGCAUUUCUGGCUCCCACAACAAGUACGAAUCUGAUACCUCUCCAACUCGCCCGGAUCUGUGGCUAGCUGGACAAUCCUAUAAUCUUGAAGUCCCACUGUUCCAGAAGUACUACGAUGCUUUGGUCGAGGGUGUUGGUGCCGAUGAACAAUAUCAGAAUCUUCUUGACUUCAGAAUCGACCGCUUCAAUAACUCUAUUACAACAAACCCCUACUUCUUCUCUUCGCUCUUUGCAGGUGUUCUUGUUUCUCCUGCCGGCUAUAAUUUCCCAGUCCGAAUGAUGUCCAACAAAUCUGCAGAAUUUCCGGAGGGCUCGUUAACUAAGAAAGAUUUAAUGUCCUUCUUUGCCAUCACAGGCGAGUCUGGCAACUUUCAAUAUAAAGUCGGCAAUGAACGUAUUCCAGACAACUGGUACAAGAGAGCUAUCGGUGAUGAGUAUACCAUCGCUGGUUUCCUUGUUGAUGUUGUCGAUUAUGCUCUGCAAUACCCACCUCUUCUUGAUAUUGGUGGAAAUAUGGGAACGCCCAAUACUUUUGCACCUGUCAAUCUUGGAUCUUUGACCAAGGGUGUGUUUCAAACUGGAUCCUUACUUGAGGGAAACAACCUGGAAUGUUUCGUUUUUCAAGUCGCACAAGCAGCACUCCCAGAUAUUGUUGCCGGCGCCGUUGGGAAUCUUGCAAAUACCAUAAAGCCAUUCACCGAUGUUGUUACUCAACGUCUUGGUGGCUUGGGCUGCCCGCAAUUACAAGGCAUUGAUCAAAGUCAAUUCUCGAAAUUCCCAGGAUACACCAAUUGCAAAAAUGGAUGUACGAAGUAUUAGGCGGAUUUGAGAGCAAGGGCUGUAUGAUAGAAGGGAAACAUUCUAAUGUUAACCUUAACGAUUUAUGAUUGCGUCGAAGAUUAUAGCGAACUCUGGAGCAGGAAUUAUUGAUUUCUUUGUAUUAUAAUUUGUAUAAAUUAAUGUAAAUUAUU